Messenger RNA from Bolinopsis microptera, 1726 nucleotides. Its product is annotated as sorting nexin-25-like. The coding region runs from base 104 to 1726 and encodes 540 amino acids. Lineage: Eukaryota; Metazoa; Ctenophora; Tentaculata; Lobata; Bolinopsidae. The record is from RefSeq and is a predicted model, not a curated record. The transcript has 11 exons.
ACCUGACACACUAUGUCGAAGACUUCUCUUUCGGAUGUCCGGAUGGAACAUGACUCUCAGGAUGUUAAAUGUUUUAGAAUCCCUUGCCUGAACUGAACUGCUCAUGGACAUCGAUCUACUGCUUAGCAGCGGAGUAGCCUGCUUUGUAGCAUCUUGCGUCCAAACUCCUCAGCUGUUUGCCAGAACUUUCUCACUGGUGCUUCUAGUAAUAUCCGUGUUCUAUGUGAGACUGGUUCUUGUACGAAACAAGAAGCAUGCAAUACCAGCCCGGAAGUGUUUGUUAUCAGGAAAAUACCCUCCCACAAACCUCCCUGCCACUAACUCCCCUGUCACCACACAGAAAGUAGACUCCCUUAUCACUGAAGUGAUAUCAUUAUCCCUGCGAGACUUUGUGUUCUCCUGGUUCUCCCCUCCGAUGGUUACCAAGACCCAGAAAGUAAGUGACAUAGCUACCAGUCUCUCCUGGCAGAUCGUCUAUCUUACUCAACGCAAACUCAACGAGGUGGACUUUACAACGCUCCUCUCCCAAGAUUUCAUGAUAAAACUAAACUCCCACUUCAAGACAAUCCGGGAGACUGGUAGUCUUCUCUCUGACCAGCAGUUCAAGUUUAAGGAGUACAUUGAUCAGAAUGAGGUGGAGCCGUGUUGUCUGGAGGGGAGUUGUUGUCAUGGCAACGAGGAGAAGAAGUUCUUGAAGAGUGCUGCUGUAGUUAUUUUACAGGCUACCACUCCACCGAGUAUCUGGCUAUCUCCACUUCUUACCGAGCUGAUGGGGGACGUCCUCUCAAACUAUGUGCUCUACCCUCUUAUCCUGAAAGUAACAGAUAGUUACUAUCUUUAUUCCUGUAUCCUACCUUACAUCGCCUCCAUGGGCUCACCGAUGAAGGACAGAAAGUUUUUCACACAAGCAAAAACGUACGAAGAUUUCAUCAAGAAGAUCAACAAGGAGGCUGAUUUAAGCAAACUACGCCAGCUAAGAUACAAAGUCAUAGCAGAGAUUAUGCAAGCUAUGACGGUUGAGAACUUGAAACAAGAACAAGAUUUUGAUGGACUUUUAUCCCAGAUAAAUAGUAAAAGUUACCGCCUAUCCACCCGAAAUCUAGCGAGAUACAUCAACCAGUGCAAAGUUGCGAAGGUAACGUGCGAGAAGCGAAUAUACGAUAUCACGUGCUUACAGAAGCGUACCCCGCACUAUGCAGAUAUGAGGUUCCGGGAGGCUGAGACCAAGUUAUUGGAACUGGACGAGAUCAUGUACAGUCCGUACGUCCUGCCCUUCUUCGUACAGUUCCUAGAAAAGCAGAAGGACUACGGGCCUCUUAAACUCUGGUUGCUGAUAGAACAGUGCAGAACUCUGGAAAAGCGGCCAGAGGAGUUGUAUCCGCUGAUAAAACAGGGCUAUUUGGACCAUCUCACUGUCACGUCCCCUCUGAGGGCUCAUCAGGUUUCCCGUCAUCUGAUCCGAAUGGCAGAAGCGUACGUGGAGCAUAAGAGCGGGUACUGGCAGUUUAUAUACGAGAUACAGGAGGAGAUCUACACUAUGAUCAGUGAGCAGCAUUACAAGCCUUUCCUCAUCAGCUCACAGUACAUGCAGUAUGUGUGCACAACGGAGGGGAGAAGGGGAGUCCUGCAGACAGACUCCGGGUCUGCCUCCUCGUCACGUGACCGAGCCGAGUCCGUCGGGUCAGACUCUCUUUCUGACGACUUCAGUAAGGUAUGUACCAGCUGA